AUGCCCAGCGAACGCCUACGGAAUAAACGUGAGCGCUUGUGUUCUUGGUGUUCGAAGUCCUUCACAAAGGAUGAACACCUGGCGCGCCAUGUGAGAACCCAUACCAGGGAGAAGCCCUUCAUCUGCCCGAUUUGCAGAAAGUCGUUCAGUCGUCAUGACUCGCUACUGCGACAUAUGAGGUGCCAUCCUUCCAGUGCUCUACACGAGGACCUAGAGGCGAGAGCCGCGUUGGGCAACACGAACGAUGCAUCUCAGAAAUGCCACGACCAUCAAAUAUCUUCAUAUGGACUAUCGUCCGGCUUUCGGAAGCCUCCAACACCUCCUCCUCAAUCGCCUGCAGUUGGAGCCGAGUACCCGGGCGGAACAAAUACUCGGUCGGCAUCCUAUUCAUUUGCCAACGAUCAAGGCACAACCCCGUCCACUUUUGAAGAAGCCGCCCCAAUACAGCAAGGGGAACAAAGAGAAAAUGUGUCGGGAUUUCCAACGCCGGGAUCUCAGUCUCAUCUGCCAACUCUCGAUUCGUCUUUCACUGAUCUCAGCCAACAUGGAUCAUGGCUAUUUGAAAACUCGAAUAUCCAACUACCACCAUGGUUUGCACACGAAGAUUUUGAUUUGAACGCUUUAAAUUCCGAGAUUAUGAUGUCAACUACAAAUUGGCUUCCAGGUCAUCUAUCGCAUUCUCAGAAUGAACCGACUGGCCACACUAUCCAGCCCCAUGAUGAAGGCAACAACCCAUCACGUGAAGAGCUGAUUCGCACGCACUGGCACACCUACCUGGGUCCUACAUGGCAAGGCUUAUCCAGAACUGGCCAUAUCACCCCGGAGAUGAUACCCGAGCAAUCACAAGUGGACGAAGCCUAUCGAGCUAGCUUGGCUGUCAAACUUCAACCAGACAUACCAUUUUUGCCUCUUCCAUCGACGGACUUCUUGAAUCUAUGUAUCCAAAUGUAUUUCACAAAAUUCCACCCUGUCUUUCCGAUUGUUCAUGCACCCACUUUUCGCCCAUCUUCUAAAAGCUCUUUACUGCUACUAUCCAUAUGCUCCAUUGGGAGCCUUUUUGUGGGAUCUUCCUAUGCUACAUCCCAAGGGACAAAGAUAUUUGAAACACUAAACAAAGCGAUUUUAUCAUCGUGGGAGGGAUAUUUCUCACGACAAGGACUGGAAACCAUAGCCAUGAUCCAGGCAGCUCUUAUAGGGCAAACAUUUGGGCUUCUAUCCGGGAGACAGAAGGAUUUGCUUAUCGCGCAGACAUUUCACGGCACUCUUGUCGUGUGGACAAAAAGAGCAACUGGGGCUCAGAUGAUGAAGAAAGCAUCGGACUAUAUCAGCCUAAGUGACAUUUCACACGCACCAGAUAAAGCAUGGAAGACAUGGAUUGAAGCAGAAGAAAGAAACAGACUUCUCGCGGGUAUCCAUGUUCACGAUGUGGAGAUAUCGGAACUUUUCAUCGCAGAUCCAUACUUCCGACAUUAUCCAUCCAAACUACCAGCCUUGUCGGCCGAUGACCUCUGGCUAGCAAAGACAUCCAAAGAAUGGUCACAAAAAAUGAUUUCACACCUUUCUGGAUCAAUUUCAUAUGCUAGCAGCUUACGACCAUCAGCAAGUAUUGCUGACGAGCUGAGCUUGUCACAACCAACCAAUCUGACCAACGGUUUCUAUACUUACUUGGAGCUGGAGAGUCUCGCAGCUUCAGCAAUGGAAGCCAGAAGCACAAAUAACUCAACACAGCAGUCUUCCUACGAGGGCGCUUUGAUGAGGUUUUACGAAACCAACAUCGCCCCCAACGGAUGUCAAAAUGGAGCAAAAUACUCUCUGGCGAACUGGCAAUCGGAAAAGAAGGUCUCACCGAAUCCCAACUGCACAGAGAAUACAUACGAGAAUGGGCCUCGUCACCAGAUGGACAAAGAUGCGCACUCCACGCUACACUCAUCCUCCGCGAACUAG
This is a messenger RNA of Penicillium canescens, 1944 nucleotides long. RefSeq lists its product as uncharacterized. The coding region runs from base 1 to 1944 and encodes 647 amino acids. The transcript has 8 exons. Gene Ontology annotation, biological process: regulation of transcription by RNA polymerase II; DNA-templated transcription. Gene Ontology annotation, molecular function: RNA polymerase II cis-regulatory region sequence-specific DNA binding; DNA-binding transcription factor activity, RNA polymerase II-specific; zinc ion binding. The record is from RefSeq and is a predicted model, not a curated record. Gene Ontology annotation, cellular component: chromatin. Lineage: Eukaryota; Fungi; Ascomycota; Eurotiomycetes; Eurotiales; Aspergillaceae.